Molecule: messenger RNA, 249 nt
Organism: Bipolaris oryzae ATCC 44560
Lineage: Eukaryota; Fungi; Ascomycota; Dothideomycetes; Pleosporales; Pleosporaceae
Exons: 3
Coding region: 1-249 (82 amino acids)
Source: RefSeq, a predicted model, not a curated record
AUGAAGUUCGCCACUCAACUCUUCACCGUCGCUGCUCUCUUGGGCGCUACGCUGGCCGCUCCCGCUGCCGACUCCAACAUGAUUGAAGUUCGUGACGCUCUCACCAACGAGGUUAUGGAGGGUAUGGCUAUUGACAAGCGCCAAGUAUGUUACUGCUACGGAGGAUUCUGUACUCCCGGAUGCCACGGCAAGGUUAAGCGUCAGGUCUGCUACUGCUACGGAGGCGUGUGCACCCCUGGAUGCCACUAA